UUUAGUGAUUGUGCGCUCUACAACAACUCACAAGACUUCGAUAUCAUGCUCAAGUUUGGCGAGCACAAGAUCUAUGCCCACAAAGUCGUGUUGCGUAUGUGGUCGCCGUUCUUCAGUAACACGUUCAAGUCACGAUUCGCUGUAUGGUUCCCUCCAGCUACUGGUUAUGUUUCCUCGUCGGAGUCUGACUGCCUUCAGGUGGCCACAAACCCUGUCUUUCUACUCGAUGAUCAGGAUGACAACUUCGAAGCCGUUUCUGCGAUGGUGAAACAUAUGUACGGCAUGUCGUACGGCAAACACUCACUCAACACCGACAGAAUCGGGCAUAACGACGAUUACAUAUUGGACUGGGAUCAAGUGCUAAACCACCAGCUCGCUGUCUAUACUGCAGCAGACAAGUACGACUGUCCUGCCGUUCGUAGAGCGGCCCUCGAACUCAUA
Molecule: messenger RNA, 441 nt
Organism: Aureobasidium pullulans EXF-150
Lineage: Eukaryota; Fungi; Ascomycota; Dothideomycetes; Dothideales; Saccotheciaceae
Exons: 1
Molecular function (GO): protein binding
Source: RefSeq, a predicted model, not a curated record